Molecule: messenger RNA, 1706 nt
Organism: Salvelinus namaycush (lake trout)
Lineage: Eukaryota; Metazoa; Chordata; Actinopteri; Salmoniformes; Salmonidae
Product: oxidative stress-induced growth inhibitor 2-like
Exons: 5
Coding region: 1-1692 (563 amino acids)
Source: RefSeq, a predicted model, not a curated record
AUGCCUCUUCUGGAAGAGACAACUGUGCCUCGAGAGCAUCCCCCCACGCUGCCUGUGGUCAUCAUAGGUAACGGGCCAUCAGGUAUCUGCCUGUCCUACCUGCUGAGUGGCUACAAGCCCUACCUGGACCCUUCAGCUGUUCACCCAAACCCUGUUCUGUACAGGAAGUUACAGGAGACCAGACACCUGCCCAUCACUGAACAGGAUCUGGAGUAUCUGAGUGAAGGUCUGGAGGGGCGAUCAGGAAACCCUGUAGCGGUGCUGUUUGACACCCUGCUGCACCCCAAUGCUGAUUUUGGCUACGAGUUUCCCCCUGUGCUACAGUGGAGAAGAGACAAGCAGCAGCACCUCCCUCACCUGGUGCUGGGCAGGGCUACGCCUGGAGGGGCCUGGCACGUGAUGGAGGGCUCCAUGCUGACCAUCAGUCUGGGCAUCUGGAUGGAACUGCCAGGGAUCAACUACCGAGACCUGACUAACAAUGGCAAAUGCAGGGGCGUGACCAACGACCGGGCCACUCCAGAGGAGAUCUCGUCUUACUACCGUAACUACGUCAAGCUGAUGGGCCUGAAGCAGAACUUUGUUGACAACACCUACGUGACCUCUGUGCAGAAACUUUUCCGUGGACACGAGGGGGAGGGUCUAGAGAAUGGUCAUGGAGGUUUGGGGGAGGGGGGAAAGGGGGUGUACGAGGGGGGAAAGGGGGUGUACGAGGGGAGGGAGGGUGAGGGUGUAGACGAAGGGGGAGGUGGGGGCCUGUGGGAGGUAAGGGGGUACCAGCGGGUGCAGGGCGACACCCACGUUCCUUUCUGCCUGUUUUCGGAGAAUGUAGUUCUGGCCACGGGCGCGUCUGAUUCGCCAGCUCAGCUGGGUGUAGGGGGGGAGGAGCUUCCCUUCGUGUUCCACAGUAUCUCUGCCCUGGGAUUGGCUGUGAGCCGGAAGAAGCUUGGGCCAAACUCUGAUCCGGUGCUGAUCGUGGGGGCGGGGUUAAGCGCGGCGGAUGCAGUUUUGUGCGCUUGUAACAACAACAUUUCCGUGCUGCAUGCCUUCCGCAAACACGUAGACGACCCAGGCCUCAUCUUUAAACAGCUACCCAAGACCCUCUACCCAGAAUACCACAAGGUCUACCACAUGAUGCACUCCCAGACCCACGCAACACCAAACAUGGCUGCCACCUCCACCACCAAUGCCCUUCCCAGCAUGGCCGCCUCAGUCUGCUCCAAGAUGUGCUCCAAGCCCCAACCCACCACAACUAACAUGGCCACCAGUGGUGGUCCCGUUCUGUUCCCUGACUACACCAGCUUCCCAGAGCACUGCGUGGUGUCCUUCCAGCCAGACAUGAAGUGUGUCCUGCAGGGGAGCAACUCCCUCAAGGCCUUUAAGAUCUCCAUGGCCCUGGUGUUGAUCGGCACCCACCCCAACCUGUUCUUCCUCAAAGGCCAGGGCCAGUACCUGGGACUGGACCCCACCAAACCCAUCUCCUGCAAGCAGAACCCUGUGGAUGUGCACCCCUACACCUUCGAGUGCACCAAGGACCCAGGACUGUUCGCCAUGGGCCCGCUGGUGGGAGACAACUUUGUUCGCUUCCUAAAGGGCGGUGCUCUAGGCAUUGCCUCCUGCCUGCUCAAGAGACUGAAGAAGAAAGGCAAGCUGAUCGCAGAAGGGGGAGGAGUAGGAGGAGGGGAGUUUAUCUAGGUGAAGUGUGGAUG